This is a messenger RNA of Candidozyma pseudohaemuli, 1689 nucleotides long. RefSeq lists its product as uncharacterized. The coding region runs from base 1 to 1689 and encodes 562 amino acids. The transcript has a single exon. The record is from RefSeq and is a predicted model, not a curated record. NCBI's taxonomy places the organism in Eukaryota, Fungi, Ascomycota, Pichiomycetes, Serinales, Metschnikowiaceae.
AUGUAUUCCAAACCAAGAUACAACAGAAAAUCACACAGAGGUGCCGGCCGCAGCAGAUCGGCCAGACCCCACCACAGGGGCGGCCACAGAGGCAGAAGAUAUUCUGGCUACCACUACCCACAGCCUUCUAACUCCAAGGUCUACAUCGAAGAACCAGAGACCGAAGAGGAGGAGGAGAGUGGCAGCGAAUACGAUGUUGCUCCACAAGACGAGGUCUACGAAUUCGGCCUUGACGACAACUCCGACAACGAAUAUUCCAAUGUCGUCUACGACGAUGAGUCUGACUUUGACACCGAGUCUGAGUCCGAUGGCAAAGAAGAAAUUUUCAUCAUCGCCAACGACGAUGUUGUCGACAUCAGCGACAUCUUGGCCGAGGACGCCUUGAACUACAUGGAAGCCGAGGGUGCUCUCAGAGACGUCAACGAUGACUUGGUCCGUUACUACGACCUGGACUCCGAGUCCUCCGACUCUGACUUGAGCUCUGAGGUUUCUGAGGCCUCUGACGACGACAGCGAAAUCGACGUUGAGCUCGAUUCCGAAAUUGAGGACCUCCAAAAGACUCUCUACCUCUUGUCUGGUGAGGCUGACGAUGACAGCGUUACCGACCUUGAAAUCGAAUCUGGUGAUGAGUUGGAGGAUGUCAGACAGACUUUUGCCGACGAGCUCGACUCCAGCGACGAAGAGGCUGUUUCCGACUUGCUGAGCGACUCGGACGACGACAUCUUCUUUGAAGUUGGUUCCGACUACGACUCUUCUGACGAUGAGUUCUCUGACGACGACAUUGCCGUGGACGAGUACUUGUCCGACUCCGACAGCUCCGACUCGGACUCCUCCGACGACGAAGGCAUCACAAUCUACAGGCAUAGAUUCGACUUGCCAGACCGUUACGACAGCGACAACGACUCCACCGAUGAGGAGUUGGCUCUUUACGAGCCUGACCAGAAAUACCUCUUGGCUAACGACCUGGAUGACGAAUUUGACGUGAUUGACUUGACCAGAGACCUCAAAGACUCCAAGGACUGCGAGGUUCUUGAGCUUGACGACAACACCUACAAGUUGAACCUCAGGUUGCCAUCGUUGAUCAAGGAGGACCUUAAAAUCGACUUCUCCAAGGCCAAGAACGAGUUGGUGAUCACGGGAAAGUUCAGCUUCACCGGCGAAGAGUCUGAGGAGUCUGACGUUGAAGAAGAGGUUUCCGAGGUUGACAGAAUUGCUGAGGCUCUUGAAGCUGAGGAGCCAGAGGCCAAGGUUGCUGAGGCCGCUGAGAACGACGAAGACGAGGAAGAUGAGGAAUACGAGAGUGCUGACUCCAGCUCCAGCUCCAGCUCCAGCUCUGAGUCCGACUCCUCUGACUCUGAGUCUUCUGAUUCCGAUUCCGAUUCAUCUUCAUCCUCCUCUUCCAGCUCUUCUGAGUCUGAAUCCGACUCUGACGAGGAGGUUGUUGAGGAUGCUCAGGACCUCAUCAAGGAAUUCCAGAGCCAGGAGAUCCAGUUCGAGAAGCACUUUGUCUUUGACAAGAUCAUCAAGGCUGACGAGAUCCAGGCCAAGUUCUUGGCCAACGGUGAGUUGGAGAUGAUCCUCCCUAACGAAGGUGUGGAGGUUAACCAGGACACCGACAAGAUUGCCAUUGCCAUUGAGUCCGCCGAAGAGGCUGCUGAGCCUGCCGAGGACGUUGUGAUGGAGGAGUAA